AUGCCAUCUUAUGCCAAGUUCCUCAAAGACAUUUUAUCAAAGAAAAGAAAGCUGGAGGACUAUGAGACUGUUGCUCUUAUAGAGGAAUGCAGUACCAUAUUACAGAACAAGUUGCCACCAAAACUCAAGGAUCCAGAAAGCUUCUCCAUACCUUGUCUUAUCGGUAACAUGAAUAUAGACAAAGCCCUCUGUGAUCUAGGUGCAAGUGUGAGUCUGAUGCUUUUGUCAAUAUGUAAGAAGCUUGAUGUAGGGGAACUUAAGCCUACAACAAUUUCAUUACAAUUGGCUGAUCAAUCUAUGAAAUACCCUGUGGGCAUUCUAGAAAACAUCCCUAUCAAGGUGGGAAAAUUCUUUAUCCCAGUUGAUUUUGUUGUACUAGAAAUGGAGGAGGAUGUCCAAAUCCCUAUAAUCCUGGGAAAACCUUUUUUAGCAACUGCUGGAGCUAUCAUAGACGUUAAGAACGGACAGUUAAAUCUCAAGGUAGGAGAUGAAAAAGUGGAGUUUAGCCUAUUCAGCACAAUGAAAUACAAACUUGAACCUAAUGAAUGCUUCAAGGAUCAAAGAAGCCUUGAUUUCGGCACCAAUAAUGCAACCACCAGAUUGGGGGAUACUGUUGGAGGUGAUGUGUGUUGCAAGGUAUUGCCUCCAAACAUGACUUAUCAGCAAAAGAAGAAAUUUUUGCAUGUUGUGCAGUUCUACACAUGGGAUGAACCUCUAUUGUACAAGAGAUGUAAUGAUGGGCUAAUAAAAAGAUGCAUACCAGAAGAGGAAAUAGAGAGCAUUCUGCAAUACUGCCAUUCAUCAUUAUAUGGAGGACACUUUGACACCACAAAAAUAGCAGCCAAGGAACCCCAAGAUAUCAAUUCUGAAAAGCAAGGAACUGAAAGCAAGAGAGGAGAGGAAUCGUCAAGUCAAAACCACACAAGAGGAAAUUGA
Hevea brasiliensis (rubber tree) is the source of this 936-nucleotide messenger RNA. RefSeq lists its product as uncharacterized. The coding region runs from base 1 to 936 and encodes 311 amino acids. The record is from RefSeq and is a predicted model, not a curated record. The transcript has 4 exons. Lineage: Eukaryota; Viridiplantae; Streptophyta; Magnoliopsida; Malpighiales; Euphorbiaceae.